Messenger RNA from Rotaria socialis, 5094 nucleotides. NCBI's taxonomy places the organism in Eukaryota, Metazoa, Rotifera, Eurotatoria, Philodinida, Philodinidae. The record is from the annotation of a GenBank genome assembly.
AUGGCAGCUGCAGCCACGUCGGCUGGUGCUGCCAUUUCAUCAAUGAUAACAUUGAUGAGAAAGCAAAGUUUCCGUAGCGAUUUUGUACCAUUAAUGGACUAUAGUCAAGAUGAUACAUCGAGUGAAAAUCUCGAAUGGAUGAAUAAACCAGUGGUGAAAUAUGUAUUUCGUCUUACUGGCCUAUUAAGUUUUAUUUCAACAUGUUUGAAUACACCCAAAACAUUUGAAUAUCAUCCAUUUCUUCAAUAUACCACCUUUAUCAUUGAUAUUUUCUGUGCAAUCAUAUUAACUGUUGAAGCAGUAGCAAAAAUGAAAACCGGCGGAUUAUUAGUCGGCGAUUCAGCUUAUCUACGUGAUCGAUGGAAUCAUUUUGAUGCUGUUAUGGUUUUAUGUAUUUAUUUUUCUAUUGUAUUACAGGCUUUAGAAUUAAUUUAUGUAGUUAACAAAUAUACAUAUUUUACAAUAAUUCGUGCACCACGUCCUUUUAUACUCAUUAAAGUACUUAAAACAUUUCUUAAAUUUGAAUUACCUAAAAGCCAGAUAAAAUCUAUUCUUCAACGUUCAAGUUCUCAAAUAUAUAAUGUAACCAUGUUUUUCUUAUUCUUUAUGAGUCUAUAUGCCAUUUUGGGUGUACAAUUCUUUGGGGCACUCACAUUCCAUUGUGUAAGAAACGGUACUGAUUUAAAUAACGUUACAAAGUCAGAUUUAAUGAUACCCGAUACAUAUUGUUCACCAACUAAAGAUGGUUUUACUUGUCCGGACAAUUUUAUGUGUAAAAAAAUUGAUAUUCCACGUAAUCUACGUGGUUAUAAUGGUUUCGAUGAAUUGGCAACUAGUUUCUUUUCGGUUUAUGAAUCUGCUAGUCAAGAAGGUUGGGUAUUUCUCAUGUAUCGCGCUAUUGAUAGUCUACCAUCAUGGCGUGCUUUUUUCUAUUUUAUUACAAUGAUUUUCUUUCUUGCUUGGCUUGUCAAAAAUGUAUUUAUUGCCGUUAUUAUCGAAACGUUCGCUGAAAUUCGUGUUCAAUUUCAACAAAUGUGGGGUUCACGUGGCGCACCUUCAGAUGUUGAAGCAACAAAAAUACUCGAAAAAGCUGAAGACAGUACUUUAAAAUUAGUUAAUAUUGAUGAAAAUAAAAAGAAUGGUGUCGUACCUGCUCUUUGCCUAAAAAUUGCUCAAUCACCAUUAUUUACAACAAUUGUUAUGGUCGUUGUACUUGCGAAUACAAUUUUUACUGCGACUAUUAAACAUACACAUAAUGAAAGUACUGAUCGACGAAAUCGACAUAUCUAUCAUAGAGUUGAAACCCUAUUUACUAUAUUUUUUGAUUUGGAAACACUUUUUAAAAUGUUUUCACUUGGUUUUAAAAAUUAUAUUCGAAGAUCAAUAUUUAAAUUUGAAUUUAUGCUUGCUGUUGGAACAACAAUACAUUGUAUACCGCUAUUUUAUCGAAGUGCAUUUACGUAUUUUCAAGUACUGCGUGUUGCUCGUCUACUUAAAUCAAGUCCGUUGCUCGAAGAUUUUCUCAACAAAAUUUUUGGUCCGGGUAAAAAACUUGGCAGUUUAAUUUUAUUCACUAUGUGUUUACUAUUAAUAACAUCAUCGAUUAGUAUGCAAUUAUUUUGUUUCAUAAAAAAUUUAAAGCAAUUUGAAACAUUCCCUCGAAUUGUACUUUCACUUUUCGUUGCCGUUAUUUUGGACAAUCUUGAACUUGAAGAAGAUGUUAAAAUGAUUAAACAGUUGAAAACUCGUGAAGCCAGCGCUGAAACUCAACAGCAAUUGCCAUGGCGUUUACGUGUAUUCGAACGCUUCCCUGAUCACCCUCAAAUGAUUGAAUUAUCACGUUUACCACACGAGUUUUCCGUACCGAAAAUUCGUGACAGUUUUAUGCGUCAAUUUCUUAAUCAAGAUGAUAUUUAUACGAUUCCACUUGAACUUUCAAUGAAUGUAUAUAGUAAGAGAAAUGCCGUUCGAACAUUGCAUACUACUGAACAUCGACCGACUGGUGAAAGUAUGAAACGUACUGCUGUAUCAAAUAUCAUCAAGAACGUAAAUAACCAACGUUUAUUAAGUGGUGAUGCGAGUCAAAUACAUUUGGCAAGUGUCGGCGAUAAUAAAUUAUCAAUUUAUGUCCAACAAAAUAAAAUACGCCUUCAUCGAAAAAAUUCUAUGCGUCGUUCUGGUUACAGACCAAAGCCAGUUCAUACUAUACGUGAAAAUGGUGAUAUAAAUGCAUUGCAAGGUCGAAUUCAGGAUGAUUAUGAUAUUAAAGUAUUUCAAUAUCGAAAACAACAAGCUGAAUUAAAAAGAAAUCAACAAGAAGAAGAUCUUCGUGAAAAUCAUCCAUAUUUUGAUACACCUCUAUUUGCCGUAUCGCGUGAAAGUAAUUUUCGUAAAUUUUGUCAACUCGUUGUUGAAGCUCGUUAUAAUGUAACUCCAAAAGAUCGUCUCGGGCAAGAUGCAAAAAUAAAUCGAUAUAAAGAAGGACAUAAAUUCCUUGAUUUAGUAACGUAUCUUGAGUGGAUUAUGAUUACUGUUACAAUAUUAUCAGCAGCUAGUAUGUCAUUUGAAACACCUAGCAAUCGUGUUAUUGAUCAACCGCUAUUACAAAUAACUGAAUAUAUUUUUGUUAUUUUUAUGAGUGUUGAGUUAACAUUGAAGGUUUUUGCUAAUGGACUAUUUUUUACACCGAAAGCAUUAAUACGAGAUUUCAGCGGUAUACUUGAUAUGGGAUUCUUUCUGAUUAGCCUUAUUUAUCUUUGUUGGUUACCACGAAGUGUACCAGCGAAUAGUGCUGCUCAAUUUCUAAUGCUGCUUCGAUCAGCAAGACCAUUACGUAUUAUUAUUCUUGUGCCUGACAUGCGAAAAGUUGUUUAUGAAGUUUGUCGAGGGUUUAAAGAAAUUUUACUGGUAUCGAUCUUACUUGUUGUGUUAAUGUUUAUUUUUGCUAUAUAUGGUGUUCAAAUAAUUGGUGGCCAAUUAGCUCGAUGUAAUGAUCGAACUUAUUAUAAACAACAAGAAUUAUGUCGUGGCACCUUUUGGAGAGAACUUUAUGUAUCAAAAAUGAAUGUUAGCGGAGCUGAUCCAGUUAUGUUAGUACCAAGAGUAUGGGCGAAUCCACAUAAUUUCAAUUUUGAUUAUAUCGGUAGUGCUAUGUUAGCUCUUUUCGAAGUUUUGUCACUUGAAGGCUGGCUUGAAAUUCGUGAUAUUAUUAUGGAUCGUAUGGGACCAGAACAUGCUAUUUUUGUGCAUAUUUUUGUAUUUAUUGGCACUUUGGUUGGUUUAACAUUAUUCGUUGGUGUUGUUAUUGCAAAUUAUUCAGAAAAUAAGGGGACCGCUCUGUUAACUGUUGAUCAACGUCGUUGGAUGGAUUUGAAAGGUCGUAUUAAACUUGCUCAACCAUUACGUACACCACCUCGACCAGAAAACAAUAAAUUUCGUUCCUAUGUAUUUGAUAUAACACAAACUAAAGUGUUUAAAAAAUCUUCUGCCGUGCUUGUGCUGCUCAAUUGUGCAUUACUUUAUAAACCAUGGAAACCAAAAGAGAAAAUAACACAAAUAUCAGCGUUGAUAUCAUCUGUAUUUACAUUUCUAUUUCUUGUUGAAGCUAGUAUGAAAUGUAUCGCACUUGGUGUCGUUGGUUAUUGGCAAUCACGUCGUAAUCGUUUUGAUUUAUUAGUUACAAUACUUGGAAUCGCUUGGAUUGUAUUAAAUAUUAUCUCUAUGGGACAAAAUGAUCUUCAAGAAUUCAGUAAUACAUUUGGAUUUACUGUGAUUAUACUACGAUUUUUUACUAUCGCCGGAAAGCAUGCAACACUUAAAAUGCUUAUGUUAACUAUUAUUGUAUCUUUCUUUAAAUCAUUUUUUAUUAUUUUGGGCAUGUUUCUACUUAUGUUGGUAUAUGCAUUUGCUGGUGUUAUCCUUUUCGGUUGCGUUAAAUUCGGUCCUGAACUUGGACGACAUGCCAAUUUUAAAACAGUUCCAAAUGCGAUUGUACUUCUAAUGCGCAUAGUUACUGGUGAAGAUUGGAAUAAAAUCAUGCACGAUUGUAUGGUUGUACCACCACGAUGUACACGUGGGGGUUCCUAUUGGGAAAGUGAUUGUGGAAAUUCAACAGCAUCUAUACUUUACUUCUGUUCGUUCUAUAUCAUAAUUACUUAUAUCGUAUUGAAUCUUCUUGUUGCUAUUAUUAUGGAAAAUUUUUCGUUGUUUUAUUCAAAUGAAGAAGAUGCUUUACUUAGUUAUACGGACAUUCGUCAUUUUCAAACUGUUUGGAAUAUGAUUGAUACGGGACGUAAAGGUCUCAUACCAGCUCGACGUGUAAAAUUUUUAUUACGAUUACUUCGAGGACGAUUAGAAGUUGAUGCAGAAAAACUUUAUAAACAUAUGUGUUACGAAAUUGAAAAGUUAAAUAACGGUAGUGAUGUUACAUUUCAUGAUGUUCUUAAUAUGCUAGCGUAUCGUUCAGUUGAUAUUCGUAAAUCAUUACAAUUUGAAGAAUUACUUGCACGUGAAGAACUUGAAUAUUUAAUUGAAGAAGAAGUAGCUAAAUUAACCAUUCGAAAUUGGCUUAAUAGAUGUUUGAAACGUAUUAAAGCUAAAGAUCAAACAAAUGUCAUUAAGAGUUUACAGCGCAGUAAUGAAUUAGCAUUUUUUCGUGAAGCACAACAAGCAAUAACAACAAACGAAGCAUUGAGGAAGACAGCAACAAAUGAUAGUUUAAGUGUUGAGGAUCGACAACAACAGCAGCAGCAGCAGCAGCAACAACAACAACAACAACAGCAACAACAACAACAACAAACACAAUCACAAAAAGAAAUAGCCAAAAGAAAACUUGAUCGAACAACAACUUUACCAACACCUUCAUCAGAAAUCAGUAAUCCAAAUUAUCGAUUACAACCAGGACUACGAGAAAUUCCCAGCGAAAUAAAAGGAUCAAGACGACCAGCAACUCAUCCACAAUUACAACAAAAUAUUAGUUUGACUUUCAGUACUGAUGAAUCUUAUUCAUGGCGUUCUUGGGAAGAAGCUCAUCAUUCAAAUGGACGAAAAGAUAUUGAAUCAUGGUGGACCAAUCAAUUGGAUACGUCAACUUAG